Messenger RNA from Drosophila grimshawi, 2188 nucleotides. RefSeq names its product protein penguin (gene peng). NCBI's taxonomy places the organism in Eukaryota, Metazoa, Arthropoda, Insecta, Diptera, Drosophilidae. Gene Ontology annotation, biological process: regulation of translation. The transcript has 5 exons. The record is from RefSeq and is a predicted model, not a curated record. The coding region runs from base 63 to 2087 and encodes 674 amino acids. Gene Ontology annotation, molecular function: mRNA binding. Gene Ontology annotation, cellular component: nucleolus.
AUUUGGCACGUGUUGCCGUUGAACCCAAACAACACUUCACUAUUCUGGUGCCUUGCAAAGAAAUGCUUAACGCCGCGAAACCUAGGCAAACUGCCAAAACCGAGAAAAACGACACUAAAAGGCCGUUGUUCAAAAAGAAUGCACCGGCUAAGCCUGGUAACAAAUUUAAAGCCAAUGGAAAACGCGGUUUUGAGGGCAAGAAUAGUAGUAAUAAGUUUGCAACUGGGAAGCCGCAUCCUGGCAAGGGCGCAACACCAGCGACCGAUGAAAAGCAAGAUUGGACAAAAUUUAAGCAGGAGAAAAAGGAUCUAAAACUAAAACGGAAAAGUACGCGCGACACCUACGAGAUUACACAGGAGGUUAAGAAAAUCUACGAGCAAGUGAAAUGCCGUCGUACCCAGAACAAAGAUGAACUCGUGCAGCAAAUGUACAAAAUUCUCAACGUUGGCGACACCAUCUCCAAGGUGGCCAAGGCUCACGACACGGCGCGCGUGUUGCAGUGCAUGCUAAAGCAUGCAACGCCUGCAUUGCGCAUUGAGCUGUCCGACAAAUUAAUGCCGCACGCCGUGGACAUGUGCCAGUCGAAGUAUGCACACUUCUGCGUCCAGCGCAUGCUCAAGUAUGGUGCUCCGGCCACGAAAUCCAAGCUGGUGGAUGGCUUGAUGGGUAAUAUAGUGCGUCUGUCGAGUCACAAUAUUGCCAGCAAGAUAUUGGACCAUAUAUAUCUAAAUGCCAGCGAAAAGCAGCGCCGUUACAUGCGCCAGGAAUUUUAUAGCGAUCUGUAUAAGAAGUCCAAGGACGAUGGUGUCCAUACACUGAGCGACACAUACAAGGAGGCUGCCAACAUGAAGGCCUCCAUUAUGGGCGCCGUCAAGGCCAACCUGGAGCACAUAGCCAAUAAAAAUUUGGUGGACAACUCUCUGGUUCAUGCCGUCAUACUCGAAUUCAUGCAGGCCACGGACGAAGAGAAGCUUGAGGAAACGAUGAGCGCUUUGUCUCCACUAAUACCACACAUGCUGACCACUAAGGAUGGCACCGAGGCGGCUAUUAUAUGCUUCUACAAAUCCACCCCAAAAAACCGCAGAGCCAUUUUAAAGAACAUCAAGGAACAUCUGCUGAAGAUUGCUUUGCAUGAACAUGGUCAUGUCUUCCUCAUAGCGCUGUUGAAUGCCCUCGAUGACACCAAGGCCACCAAAAAGGCCAUCUAUGAUAACUUGCACGGUGAUUUAAAAGCCCUGGUAGCCAAUCAGUACGGACGUCGUGUGGUGCAGUGGUUGGUAGCGCCUGGUGACACUACUUGCUUCCAUCCUGACUUUAUAAAGACCAUUGAGGAGGGUCUGGCCUUUGGCAAGAAGGAUAAGCAGGCUCGUCGCAAGGAGAUUUUAGAACAGAUCGAGGAACCCAUUGCUAUGACAAUUGCUGAGGACGCUGGCUUUUGGCUGUCAAAUAGUCACAUUGGUCUCGUCACAGCUGAUAUACUCAACCACAUAACGGGCGAGAAUUAUGAAAAAGCUGUAGCUGCACUGGCUCCGGUAAUCACUCAGGCCGACUGGCGCGUAUCGGCCGUGCCAUCUGAAAGUGCUCAGAACAAGAAGAGGAAGCCUCAAGAUGUGGAGGCCAUCAUAGACGCGGCCACACGGGAGCGUAGGACAAAGAAACAGCUCAAUGGCGCAGCCCCGCCACCUGUCAGCAGCGACGAAGAGAGCGACGCCGAGGAGGGCACACCAGCAAAGAAAUCCAAAGAGGAUCAGCCUCAGCCCAAAGUGGAGGAGGAGUUGCCCAGUGUUGUGGGCAUCGAGGAGGCCGGCAUGCAUCAUGUACUCAAGAAGCUGAUUAAAAACGACCAGAAGCACGAAACACAUCCGCUUGGAGCACACCUCUUACAGCAGUUGUCCAGCGAUGUGCUUAAAAUCUGGUUGGGCAUCAAUCGUGCUUGCUAUGUGCUCGUCAAGCUGGUGGAGGAAUCGCCUACCUUGUUGAGCACUUGCCGAGAUCUUGUAGGAGAGCAGGAGCUGCUCCAGUUGCUGCUUGCCCAAAAGACGUCGGGCGCCAAACUUUUGGCCAGCAAAUUGAACCUUAAGCAAUAGAAAAAUGGUUUAUUUGAAGUAUAUAGGCAUUAGAUUAAGUGAAUGCGCUUGAAUAGUUCUGUACCAUUAUUUAAUAUAGUAUUUUCAUGCGUGUUUGUAAA